Tachysurus vachellii is the source of this 2685-nucleotide messenger RNA. It is a transcript of the gene abcf3, whose product is annotated as ATP-binding cassette, sub-family F (GCN20), member 3. The coding region runs from base 61 to 2193 and encodes 710 amino acids. The transcript is spliced from 21 exons. Gene Ontology annotation, molecular function: ATP binding; ATP hydrolysis activity. The record is from RefSeq and is a predicted model, not a curated record. NCBI's taxonomy places the organism in Eukaryota, Metazoa, Chordata, Actinopteri, Siluriformes, Bagridae.
AAAUGUGGUAGGAGAUUUCGCGCAUGCGCACUGGAGUUUCAGCAGAAGCUGCGGUGUAACAUGGCGACGUACGUGGACAUUCUGAAGAGCGAGUUUCCCGAAAUUGACACUGAAGUAUUUAACUAUAUCACUGGAGUGCUGGAUAGCGGAGGCUCUGAUUUUGAGGAUGGAGAGGAAGUUUUUGAUGCCGUCGGUGGGGUUCUACAGGAAGUAGCAGCUGACAAAAAUGAAGACGAUGUCCGAAACAUCUGCUUACAACUGUUUAAUACGCUGAAGAUCAAUAACUGUCACUCGAACCAGAGGCAGGUGCUGCUCGAUGCUCCGGUGCAGCUCUCACAGAUCUCUGCAGAGUCAGAGUCAGCUGUUAAUGACGUGCAGGGCAUUUGGAUGAUGAAGAGAGCUCAGGGCACGACUGUGGAUGCCAAGAAGCUGGAAAAAGCAGAGGCCAAGCUGAGAGCUAAGCACGAGCGAAGGAACGAAAAAGAUCUGCAGAAACCCGCAAAUCCACUUGUCCUGGAGGAGGCUUCAGCCAGCCAGGCUAGCAGUAAGAAGGAGAGCCGUGUGGACGUGUCUGGGAAGAACCGCAGCUACGACAUCAGGAUCGAAAACUUUGAUGUGUCGUUUGGAGAGAGGUCUCUGCUGCAGGGAGCCGAGCUGUGUUUGGUGAGCGGUCGCAGGUACGGUCUGAUCGGGAGGAACGGCCUGGGCAAGACCACGCUGCUGAAGAUGCUGGCGAGUCGCAGUCUACGUGUUCCAGCUCACAUCUCCAUCCUGCACGUGGAGCAGGAGGUGGCGGGAGACGACACGCCGGCGCUGCAGAGCGUACUGGAGAGCGACACGGUCAGAGAAGAGCUGCUCGCCGAGGAACGCUCACUCAACGCUCACAUCGCCAACGGAACAGCGGAAGGGACUGAAAGCGUGCGUCUGUCAGAAAUCUACGCUAAACUAGAAGAAAUCGAGGCGGACAAAGCUCCAGCCAGAGCAUCAGUGAUCCUCGCAGGUUUAGGAUUUUCCUCCAAAAUGCAACAGCAACCGACCAAAGAGUUUUCUGGUGGUUGGAGAAUGAGAUUAGCGUUAGCUCGAGCUCUGUUUGCACGGCCUGACCUUUUGUUACUUGACGAGCCCACAAACAUGUUGGACAUCCGAGCCAUACUGUGGUUAGAGAAUUAUUUACAGACUUGGCAGUCCACCAUCCUCGUGGUGUCUCACGAUCGGAAUUUCCUGAACGCCGUCGCAACCGACAUCAUCCACCUGCACUCGCAACGUCUAGACAGUUACCGUGGCGACUACGAGAACUUCAUCAAAACAAAAGAGGACCGACUGAAGAACCAGCAACGGGAGUACGAGGCGCAGUUACAGUACAGAGAACACAUACAGGUGUUCAUCGACAGGUUCAGGUACAACGCUAACAGAGCUGCACAGGUGCAGAGCAAACUGAAGCUUUUAGAGAAACUCCCUGAACUUAAGCCUAUAGACAAGGAGACUGAAGUCGUCCUACAUUUUCCAGACAAUUUCGAGAAGCUGUCUCCUCCCAUCCUGCAGUUAGACGAGGUGGAGUUUCACUACACGCCCCAGCAGCGGCUGUUCAGCGCUCUCUGCGCCUCGGCCGAUCUCGACUCCCGGAUCUGUAUUGUCGGUGAGAACGGAGCAGGGAAGUCCACGUUACUGAAGCUGCUCAUGGGUGACCUGACUCCCGUAAGCGGCACCAGACACGCCCACAGAAACUUAAAGAUUGGUUAUUUCAGUCAGCACCACGUAGACCAGCUGGACCUCAACGUCUGUUCAGUGGAGCUGCUUCUCAGCAAGUUUCCUGGUCGACCCGAGGAGGAAUACAGGCGUCAGCUGGGGAGGUACGGGAUCAGUGGAGAGUUGGCGACGCGGCCCGUGGCAAGUCUUUCAGGAGGACAGAAGAGCCGGGUAGCAUUUGCUCAGAUGACCAUGCCUUGUCCCAACUUCUACAUCCUCGACGAGCCGACCAAUCACCUGGACAUGGAAACCAUCGAAGCUCUCGCCAAGUCUUUAAAUACGUUCAAGGCAAGUGUAGUGUUGGUCUCGCACGACGAGCGCCUCAUCCGGCUGGUGUGUAAGGAGCUGUGGGUGUGCGAGGCAGGACGAGUGCAACGCGUCGACGGCGGAUUCGACGAGUACAAGAACAUCCUGCAGGAGCAGUUUCGGAGAGAGGGCUACCUGUGAAUCGCCUCACGUCAUCAACACACACACACACACGCACACACACACACACACACAAUUUAACUGACUGCAUCCCCAUGACCCCAACGCUCUCACUGACUCUGUGUACAAAGUGGACUCCAGCAUGCAGUGACCCUGAACCGACUUCUUGGAACCUGAACCAGAACUGACACUGAAUUGGUUCCCAGUCAGAUCAUUUUCUUCGCUUCGUGAAAUCAUGACUUCGCCGCUUGCUGCUGUGGCUCACGCCGCGUCCUGUACUGAUCAUGUGACACGAGGGCAGGCUGUGACACGACAUACUCGCCGGGGUUCUCUGCACUGGUUCAUCUUAUUUCUGCACACGAGCAAAAAAAAAAAAAAAAAAAAAAACCUGAAAAAGAGAAGAAGCCUGACACAAUAAGUGUCCAGUGAAGGGGACGUGUGCCAUGCAGUUGUUGUCGUUAACUUAUCAAUAUUCGUUUUAGAUCACGCUAAUAAAAACCUAACCUUCAAGAA